This is a messenger RNA of Oncorhynchus mykiss (rainbow trout), 2394 nucleotides long. Its product is annotated as E3 ubiquitin-protein ligase RAD18. Gene Ontology annotation, biological process: DNA damage tolerance; protein monoubiquitination. NCBI's taxonomy places the organism in Eukaryota, Metazoa, Chordata, Actinopteri, Salmoniformes, Salmonidae. The record is from RefSeq and is a predicted model, not a curated record. Gene Ontology annotation, molecular function: ubiquitin protein ligase activity; single-stranded DNA binding. Gene Ontology annotation, cellular component: Rad6-Rad18 complex; nucleus.
AUAGAAGAAGGAAACGUCAUCCUCCCGGAAGUGUGCAUUUGGUACGAAAAUAAAUCUACGCGCGAUUAUACAUAGCUAACUUGCUCGUCACAGAGUUUCUGAAUUAUUUUCUCACUUUUGGUUUAGCGAAUCAAAACUGUAAGAAACGAACUACUGCUUAUCAAGCACUGUCAUCAUGGCCAAUUUGAAUGAAGCUGAUUUACCACCAAAUCUGACUUGCCUCAAAAAUGUUGAUACCAUUCUCCGAUGUCCCAUUUGUUUCGAAUUCCUGAGUAUCGCAAUGAUGACCAAAUGCUCUCACAACUUCUGCUCUUUGUGCAUAAGAAAAUGUAUGUCCUACAAAUUACAAUGUCCAGUAUGCAAUUCACCUACAACAGAACAGGACCUAAGAAACAACCGGAUACUGGAUGACCUGGUCACAAACUUUAAAUCUGCAAGACAGCAGUUGUCAAAUGCUAAUUUUGACUCGCCUCCAAUAUCCCGGAAGGCCCCGGCCUCAUCUGUCAAGUGUAAAAAACCUAGACAGACAACGGGCCCCAAGAAGGAGGCCUCCAUCUUCAAUCACUUUUUCCGAAAGGGGCCCACCACCUCCACAACUUCUCUCACUACAGAGGCCACGCCAGCACAGCAACCUAUUCCAUGCAGAAAGAGACUGUCUGGCACUCCUCUACGUAGCCAAACUGUGAAGGAGGGCCCCCGUCCUACACAGACUGUGAAAGUAGACCCUGAUCAUCAGGUCUCUGUGAAGGAGGAGCCCAUUGAGGACAUACCGCCCCAGGUGCUGGUGUCUGUAAAGAUGGAGAAGAUUGACUUCUCCAUGACAGGGCUGGCGUCCCUGGCUGAUUCACAGUCCUCAUCACAGGACCUGAAGCCUCUAGUUAAAGUGGAGUGUCCUGUGUGUUCUGUGGGCAUCCUUGAACAGUUCAUCAACAAGCACCUGGACAGCUGUCUGACCCAAGGGGAAAAGAAGGAGAGCCUUAGGAGCUCCCUAGGUGCCAAGAGGAAGCCGAUGAGGAAGCUGGUAUACACACUGCUGUCCAUGCAGGAGCUGAAGAAGAGGCUGAAGGAGUGCCACCUCUCUGCCCAGGGCACCAGAGACCAGCUGGUCAGGAGGCACCAGGACUUUGUACACUUCUACAAUGCCCAGUGCGACGCCCUCGAACCGAAAUCAGCCAAAGACAUCGCCAAAGAAGUGGAGGCCAACGAGAAGGCCAGGAACCAACUGCAGGGGAAAACCAAAUGUGCUAUGGUCUUCUCUAAGAACCUAAGUCUGGGGCAAAUCGACGAGAUGCAUUCAACUUACAGGAAGCAGCAUAACAGUGAGUUCUCCCGCCUUAUCGCCCAGGUCCGGGGUCGCCUGGAGACUGCGAGGACGAUGGAGAUAAAGCAGGAAGUGAGGGAUGAGGGAGGAGAGGAGGACCAGGGAGUGGGCUCCAGCUCUGCAGAUAAGGCAGCACAACAGGAACAGAGUGAUCCCAGCCCCAGUGACUCAGAGGCCUGCUGCGUAUUGAUGACAUCAUCCAUGGAGGAGCCCUCUGAGAAGCAGCAGCAGCCUUCUGUUGUAGCAGUCAUCUCCAGGUCACCCAGCCCAUGUCUCAGUGAGGUGUCCAUCAGCAGCUCCGUCUCCGACAUCUUCGCUGGCAGAUGCUAUGAAGUUUUGGAGAACGCCUCGAGUGGGAAACGGGCUUCCUGCUCCAAGGAGGAAGACUCUUCUCUGCCACUUGUCCUGGGAAAACGAGCCCGGAAAACCUGGGAAGAGGACAGGAAGGAGUCGAGCUGAACUCUGUUAAACGCCUUCACCUUUAUCUAAUUUCUUUAAGCAAAUUUUCAGGGUAUAGCAUGUUAAGCAAUACAUUUUAUUUGUCAUUUUAUAACUUGGUUUUUCCACCAAUUAGAUACAUUUUGAGUGGUGAAACUUGGUGGAGAAAAACCCAGUUUAUUUCACCUAAUUGUAAAAUUCUGUCAUAAAGAGCACAUAUGCGAAAUUCUGUUUUUUAACACUGGAUAAAAUGGUUCCUUUCGAGAAAAGGACCUUUGAAUGUUUUGGUACCUACUGGAGACCUCUCCUUUGUCCAUACCCAUUCAGCAUUGUUCAGACCCUGUUAAGCCAGCCCCACCCAUCUCUUUAAGGAUUCACAUGUGAGGUCAUGUGCUAAACAGUUAGUAGUGUAGUAAAGAUUAAGACUUAAAGUAGUAGCCUACGAUAAGGAAAAAUUCCAGGUAAACAGAAAGUAAAAAUAUUUUAUGAAUAUUAGAUUACGCUUACCCAGACACACUUGUCUAAAUUGAUGGGUCAUGUGAAAGAAAUUCUAUAAACCCCAGCCACAUCCAGUGGUGGAAAAAGUACUAAAUGGUCAUACUUGAGUAAAAGUAAAGAUAUCUUAAUAGAAAAUA